Vombatus ursinus (common wombat) is the source of this 3146-nucleotide messenger RNA. RefSeq names its product poly(ADP-ribose) polymerase family member 12 (gene PARP12). Gene Ontology annotation, molecular function: NAD+ poly-ADP-ribosyltransferase activity; metal ion binding. The record is from RefSeq and is a predicted model, not a curated record. Lineage: Eukaryota; Metazoa; Chordata; Mammalia; Diprotodontia; Vombatidae. The transcript is spliced from 12 exons. Bases 36 to 2045 code for a protein of 669 amino acids.
GGCUGCCGAAGCGAGCGAGCCGAGGGAGGCUGGCCAUGACCCAGGCAGCCUUUGCCAGCUUGGUCACCAAGGAUCUGUGCGCGGCCGGGGGCAGCCUGGAGCUGGGCGAGCUGAGUCGGCGGCUCCCGGGCGGCAUUAGCGAGGAUGCGCUGGAGAAGACGGUGCGCAAACUGGCCCCGGGGCGCUUCGUGCUGGGGACGCGCGGGGGGAGCUGCGAAGGGAAAGCCCAGGGCGGCGGCGGAGGGAGCGGCAGCAGCCCGGAGAAGCGGGUGCUGGUGGCCACCAGCGGCGCGAGGCUGUGCCAGGAGUACUCGAACACUUGCGACGGCUUUUGCGGGCAGCUGCACCUCUGCAAAUUUUUCCUCUAUGGAAACUGCAAAUUCUCGAAGAUCGGGAAACAAUGUAAAUAUAGCCACAGCAUUGAUUCUGUACACAACACGAAUGUCUUGAAAAGCCAUGGAAUUGAACACCUCAGUUUGAACGAAUUAAGUCAGCUUUUGCUUCAGAAUGAUUCUUCGCUGUUACCAGAGAUCUGCGUGCACUAUAAUAAAGGAGAUGGGGAACAUGGUUCUUGUACCUUUAAAAAUACUUGUGCCAAACUCCACUUGUGCCAGUAUUACUUGCAGGGAAACUGCAAGUUUGGCAGCAGCUGCAAACGGUCCCAUGUCUUUAAUUCCACAUGUCAGGAGAAGUUGGGAAAGUGGGGGCUUAGUGCUGCCAUCAUUAAAAGGUUGCCUUUCACUUAUAGAAAUGCUUUUGACAUCAAAAAUGAAAGCUCAGCAACACCUGAAAAAGAAAGAAGAUGUAGUAGUGACUCUGUACCCGCUGCCCCUAAAAGCAAUGACGAGAAUGAUCAGAUCUGCUUGUACCACAUUAGGAAGGCUUGUAGCUUUAAAGAUAAGUGUUUUAAGGUCCAUUUUCAUUUGCCGUAUAGAUGGCAGCUCCUUGAUGGGAAGACGUGGAAGGAUUUGGAAGAAAUGGAAAAGAUUGAAAAGGCAUACUGUGACCCCAGUAAAAGCCAGUUUCUUACGAAGGUUGCCUGGAGCCCGGGGAUUGCCUCCAUCAACUUUGAUAACAUGACUUGUGCCCAUUACAAAGCUCAACGUCUCUCCACGGCCUCUUCUGUUGUCAAGCCUCCACACUUCAUCCUCACGACUGAGUGGCUUUGGUAUUGGAAAAAUGAUGGUGGUUUGUGGCAGGAGUAUGGCCUAAAGGGUGCCGAACGCCAUGCAGCUGAUGUUAGCAGCAGUGACGUGGAGAAGGCCUACUUGAGGCAGGAGUCACCUGUCUUCCAGUUCUCAGUUGGAAAGCACAACUAUGAGUUGAAUUUCAAAGCCAUGACUCAGAAAAGCUUACACUAUGGCACUGUCAGAAACGUUUGUCGGAGACCGAAAUAUGUGUCUCCUGAGGAUGUGAAGACGAAGCAGACUCGUGGUGACAAAUCAGAGGCCCCAAGGGAUGUUCCACCUCAUUGGGAUAUGUCUGCAUUGCCGGACCUGGGAUUUAAGCUAAUCCAACUUUCUCCCUCCUCUGGAGAGUAUCUGAAGGUCCAAGAGCAGUUUUGUCGUACAAUGCGUAACUACGUCAUUCGUAAGAUCGAGAGAAUCCAGAACCCCACACUCUGGGAAGUGUAUCAGUGGCAGAAAGCACAGAUGAAGAAGAGUAAUGGAGGGCAGGAAGUGGAUGAGAGGUUUCUGUUUCACGGCACCAGUCCCGAGUAUGUUGAUGCCAUCUGCCAUCAAAAUUUUGACUGGAGGAUCUCUGGUCUUCAUGGUACUAGCUAUGGCAAAGGGAGCUACUUCGCCCGAGAUGCUGCUUAUUCCCACCACUAUAGCAAAUCUUCCCUGCAAUUGCAGCCCAUGUUCUUGGCCCGGGUUUUGGUGGGAGAGUUUACCAGGGGCAGUUCCUCCUAUCUGCGACCUCCUCCCAAAGAAGGUCAGAAAAACGUCUUCUACAACAGCUGUGUGAACAGUAUGAGCGAUCCUUCCAUCUUUGUGGUCUUUGAGAAGCACCAGAUCUACCCGGAAUAUCUCAUUUGGUACUGAACCUCCCAUGGAAAGCUUGAUCUACCUGACUCUACUUUCUCAAAAUCAGUUAGUACUAAAAUGAAGGUUUGGGGAUAUGUACAUUUCUCUGCUUCUUUUGGCUUCUUCUUUCUUAAAGUGGAGAAGAGCCUAUGUAUUGUUUUUGAAAAACAUUUUUAAAAAGUUUCAAUGUCCUACUUUGCACUAAUUUUGUUAUACAGGUAUAUAUCACUGACUUUUUGCUAAAGGAGAAUUUUCUCUCAUAGAUCUCCCAUAGAUUAUUUACUUCUUCUUACUAUACUAUAACAUCAACAACAGAGUAACUGAUGAGUAUGUGGUGAUAGCCAAGUCUAUUUUUUUCCUUUUUAACUGUGUCAUGCUUUUAUUUGUCUUAGUCAAGUAUUCUGAUGUCUGGGUACUUUACUGGCAAGAGCAGAAUUGCACUAAUUCUUUAAAAAAAUCUUUUAUUGAGAUCUUGUAUUUUUAUAUUACCUUCAUUUCUGAAUCUAUCCCUUCCCUGCCUCACCAGCUGUGCCUUGUGACAUUAACUAAAAAAGAGGAACUCAGCAAUGUUAAACAGUAUAUCAGCUUAGAUUGGCAAUAUAUGCGGUGUUCCUUACGUGUAGUCCCCUACCUCUUCAAAGAAAGGCAGUGCUUAAGGGCUAGUUUUAGUUUGGGAAUAUAUUUAUGACCCAACAUUUAGCCCUUUAACAUCUGCCACUAUUUGCACUUGCCUUCUCUCUCUGCCUGUUCUUUAAAUCAUGGCUGGUAGCAACUGGAAAUGUUAUCUGCCAAAAUUUGAUCGCUGGUAGGCAAAUGCAAAAAUACUUUUGUGUUCUACUGUAUCGACUUGAGGCAGAAGCCCAUAAAUGAUUCUUCCAUUACUGGGGUUAUCAAUUAGGAUUUUACAAAAUUAAUUGCCAUUCUGUGGUGUAGACUAACCAUUUAUACCCGUUGGCUCCCAACUUAGCCACUUUACCUUUAGUCAGUAGUAUGAAAUGUCAUUCAUGCUGGUUAGGAGCAAGUCAUACUGUUGAGUGUGAGUUUUAUAUCUGCGUGAACUUAUGUGAAUGUAUGUCACGAAUGAGUAUGAAAAUAAAAGGAAAUUUUUCUCCAAAUGGA